AUGAGAACAGGGUCUGAACUGGCCGAGCCCCUGGGGCUGUGUGAAGAUGCCCCCUCCCCAGAGUGCCGCAGUGGUGAAAAAGGGAGCCCCAUGCCAGGAAUUUUAAUGAGCAGGACUGAAAAUGAAACUGCCGAUAUCGCAAAGCCCUGGUGCAGGCAGAAUGCCCAGCCAGGUGCCCGCAUUCUUCCACCGCAGCCAGACUCCCGGGUCUCUGGGGGGAGCGCCACUGCCUGGCUCCCGCGGCCACAGCGGAAGCCCUUCUCAGGGUCCUCAGCGGCCCUCUUGCUCCCGCCCUGCCCGGUGCUGUCCAGAGCUCGUACCCAGGGGGGGAGCGGCCCACACAGCCCCCAGGUGGAUCCCUCAGGCCUGCUCACAGCAGCUAAGCGGGGCGGGUCCUCGGAAGGGGGGCCCCCAACAGGGAAGACUCUGCUGCCCCCCCUCUGCUUCCCACCUGCCUUGAAAGCACCUUGCCGGGAUUGCCAGAUGGCAGCUGAGGCAGGGACGGGGGCAGGAAGCCGCUGUUCCUGCAGAGACCAAGGCCAAGGCCCACUGCCGCCAUGGAGACUAUCCCGGUGCUAUGGCAACUGGCAACUGCAACGGGCAUCCUUGGGCACGCCAGGGAGGAUGAAGGCCGCUCCCCCCACCUCCCCGUCUCACCCCCACAAGGUGACUCCAAGGCUGCCACAAACACAGGCCCCAGAGAGCCCUCGAGGCACCCUGGCCAUCUCUUGCACCGUGGCUGGGGAAGCCAAGCUCCACUCGCCCAGCUGGCCUGGCACGGGCACCCGACUGGCAAGACGGACACGGAGCUGCUUGGGGCCGGAGGGCCGCAAUGCAUCGCUCUGGCUGACCCUGGAGUCGGCCAAGGCACCCCGGUUGCGUUCAGCUGACCAGCUGGGAGUCAAAUUCUGGCCGCCCCGGCCGGAUCACCUCAGAGCUCAGAGUCCAAGCAGGGCCGGCUGGUCCUCGCUAGUCUGUGGCUGGGAGGCCCCCGAAGACCCCCCGGGGAGCAGCUACGCGGAGCCAGGCGGCAGCAAACCACCUCCGGGACGUCUCUGGCCUUGCAAACGUCACAGGGCCGCCAUAAGGUCUCUCUCUCCCCCCGCCCCAACUGCAUUGCAGCUGCAAACCAGCGUGACCCGCAUCCAGCACCUGGCCAUGAGCGUGUGCCAGAACCUGCACUUGGCCAGCCCAGAGGUGUGUGAAGAGAUCAUCCAGCUCUUUGAGCACGACAUGCUGACGGCCUGGACACGCUCCAUCCUGCGGCCCUCCGAGAUCUGUGGGCUGCUGGUGGGCCCCCACUGUGGGCACUGGGACAUCUACUCGGACUGGAACGUCACGCUGCCCAGCACGCCCAAGCCCCCCGUGCACCCCCCCGUGCCCCCGCGGCCGGGCGCCCCCACGGCCCGCGUGCUCUUCCUCACCGACUUGCAUUGGGACCAGGCCUACCUCCCGGGCAGCGACCCGGCCUGCAGCAACCCCCUCUGCUGCCGCGGGGGGCAGCCCCGAGGGGCGGGGGCCGGCUACUGGGGCACCUACGGCAGGUGUGACUUGCCCCUUCACACCCUGGAGAACCUGCUGCAGCACCUGGCCGCCGCCGGGCCCUUUGACGCGGCCUACUGGACCGGGGACAUCCCGGCUCACAACGUCUGGCAGCAGAGCCGGAGGGACCAGCUGCACGCCCUCAACACGGUGACUGCCCUCAUCCAGAAGUACCUGGGGCCACUGCCCGUCUACCCUGCCGUGGGCAACCACGAGUCCGUGCCCGUGAAUGCCUUCCCUCCCCCCUAUGUGCAUGGAAACCAGUCCUCUUCCUGGCUGUACAACGCCAUGGCCCAGGCGUGGCGUCCGUGGCUGCCCCCGGAGGCCCUGGCAACCCUGAGGGAGGGGGGCUUCUACACCCUCCGGGUCUGGCCCGGACUCCGUCUCGUCUCGCUCAACAUGAACUUCUGCUCCGAGGCCAACUUCUGGCUGCUGAUCAAUUCUACGGACCCGGCCGGGCAGCUGCAGUGGCUGGUGAAGGUCCUGCUGGAGGCCGAGGAGAGCGGGGAGAAGGUUCACAUCAUCGGCCACAUCCCUCCGUCUCACUGCAUGCGCAACUGGGGCUGGAACUAUUACCACAUCAUCAACAGAUUUGAGAGCACGGUGGCUGGGCAGUUCUUUGGCCACACUCACGUCGAUGAAUUUGAGCUGUUCUACGAUGAGGAGACGCUGAGCCGGCCGCUGGGCGUGGCGUUCGUGGCCCCCAGUGUCACCACCUUCGUCAGCCUGAACCCAGGGUUCCGGGUCUACCUACUGGAUGGGGCCUAUCCCGGCAGUUCGCACAUGGUGUUGGACCACGAAACGUUCAUCCUGAACUUGACCGAGGCCAACGUCCCGGGCGCUGUGCCCCGAUGGCAGCGCCUCUACGGAGCCCGGGAGACCUACGGCUUCUCGACCGCCUUCCCCGCAGACUGGGACCAGCUGGUGCGCCGCUUCCAGGCCGACGAGGGCCUCUUCCAGCGCUUUUGGUACCUGAUGUACAAGGGCCACCCGCCACGCCAGCCGUGCCGCGAUGCCUGCAGGAAGGCCCUGCUGUGCGCCCUCCGCACGGGGCGGGCCGGGGACCCGGAGCUCUGCCGGCCCCUGAGCCAGGAGCUGCCCUUCCGGGAAAUCCAGGCCCGGUGGCGCCUGCGGCGGUUCUGCUGAGGAGCCGGGGCUUUCCGGUGCCCUUUUCUGUCCCCCAGCUGGGAAUGACUGAGACCUUCCAGAGCAGUAUUGGUUCCCACCUUUUGGGAUGAUGGUGGAGAAGGGACUUUUGGCCCAAUGGAGUCAGCCCGGAGGAGGGGGAGAGGGAGGUAUUUUGCUCUCUUGUUUUGCUGGUUAGGUUGCACCCCCCCUCCCCCCGCAGCUGCCACCUUCUCUCUGCCUUGGUCAGCUCUGGUGGUCGUGGGACCUGGGCUCAACUUCCCUGGUCUGGAGUUGUGGAGGGGAAACCACAGCUCUUGGGGGGGGGGAGGGCUUUGCAGGUGCAAACGUAGCCCCUGUUGGAGAGGCGUUCUGUGAACCAGGAAGGGGGUGAGUCCCUGGAGAGAUCAGCUCCAGGCCCCCGGGGGUGGCCAACCUGUGCUCACAGCUGGCAGCUGGGAAUUGUAGUCCGGGGACAUCUGGAGCUCCACAGGUUGGCCACCCCUGCAGCCCAUAAUAGUCAUUGUCCGGCGCACUCGGGGCCUCUCCUUCCUCCACGAGUCUUCUGAGACCCCUACAAGCAGCUGCAGCCAGCAGAGGAGUUGCCGAUGCCUCCGUGGGGAAGGGCCCCGAUCCGCAACCUUUGCACAUGUGUGGGGAGCAGCUGGCGCAAGCGGCCCCCGCGUAUUUAUUUAAUAAAGCCAAUUCCCCAAACCAGA
This is a messenger RNA of Sphaerodactylus townsendi, 3386 nucleotides long. It is a transcript of the gene SMPD1, whose product is annotated as sphingomyelin phosphodiesterase 1. The record is from RefSeq and is a predicted model, not a curated record. Gene Ontology annotation, cellular component: lysosome. Bases 1 to 2688 code for a protein of 895 amino acids. Gene Ontology annotation, molecular function: acid sphingomyelin phosphodiesterase activity. NCBI's taxonomy places the organism in Eukaryota, Metazoa, Chordata, Lepidosauria, Squamata, Sphaerodactylidae. Gene Ontology annotation, biological process: ceramide biosynthetic process; sphingomyelin catabolic process. The transcript has 11 exons.